Letharia columbiana is the source of this 1986-nucleotide messenger RNA. RefSeq lists its product as uncharacterized. NCBI's taxonomy places the organism in Eukaryota, Fungi, Ascomycota, Lecanoromycetes, Lecanorales, Parmeliaceae. Bases 1 to 1986 code for a protein of 661 amino acids. The record is from RefSeq and is a predicted model, not a curated record. The transcript is spliced from 3 exons.
AUGCCUCUCAAGAAAGCCGCUGAAUCUUCACUCGGCCCUCCGAGGAAUAAAACGCCUCAAUGGCUUCAACGGAUACUUGUUGGUGCUGGCCUGCUUGUAGUUGGGAAAUGGGCAGCGAGUCUAUCCUCGAGCGGUUGGAUGAGUGACAGUACUUUGGAUCAUGUGAAGGAUUCUGUGGGCGGACAGAGCUCUGACCCGUACCUUUCGACCUUGACGGAGCCAUGGAGUAAAAUCACCCCAAGCAAAGAGAUCGAGUACCAUGACUGCUUCGGCGACUUCCAAUGCGCCCGCUUGGAUGUGCCCAUGGAUUGGAACAACACCGAGCCUGGCGACCCUCGCGUUGGUCUAGCGGUGAUAAAAAUAGCUGCAAGAGUACCUGUCACAGAUUCCAGAUACGGCGGGCUUCUAUGGGUCCAGAUUGGUGGCCCUGGCUCAUCAGGCGUCGACUUCAUCAUAAAGCACGGGAAGACUUACCAGAUGAUCGUAGACUCCGACGUUGACCCUUCACUCGAUGACAUUGAUAUUCACAUUUCUCCAAAGUACUAUGACAUCCUUGGCAUGGACCCUCGCGGUGUCAACAACACGACGCCACGUUACUCAUGCUUUCCGACCGCGGCUUCGAGGGAUAUCUGGAGUCUGCAGUCAGGCGCGCAGGGUAUCAGUGGGAGUUCCGACGAUGCAUUCAACAAUAUCUUCGAGAGAACGAAAGCUCUUAGCGAAGGGUGCUCUAAGCGUGUUGCAGGUGGCGAGAACGUCGAGGACAAACUGGCUUAUCACAUGAACACAACUCCAGUCGUUGCAGACAUGGUCGAAGUCCUCGAGCGGCACGGACAAUGGCGGGAGAAGCAAGCGUUAGCCAGUAUUGGUCAGUCAAGCGGGCACUACGCCACUGCCGCCAAAGCGAGGACGAAAUGGCAAAAAGGGAAAGAGAAGCUCUUAUACUGGGGUCUUUCCUACGGCACAGUGCUCGGUGCAAACUUUGCAACUAUGCAACCCCACCGCAUCGAACGUGCCGUCAUCGACGGCGUAGCUGACGCAGAAGAUUUUGCUCGUGGUGAAUGGUUUACCAAUCUUCAAGACACCGACAAAAUCAUUCCGAAAGUCUGCGAAUACUGCGACAGAGCCGGUCCAGACAAAUGCGACCUGUACACAGAAGGCGGCGGGCAAGCUAUCAGCGACAAACUCGAAGACACGGUAAACUCCCUUUAUGAAAAUCCCAUAGGUGUUCCUGCCACGGGCUCCAUGGCACCAGACCUCAUUACCUACUCAGACAUAAUGUCGGCGAUCCGGCCCGCCCUCUACGAACCCAUAGGAUACUUCCCCGAUUUAGCAAGAAUGCUCAACGAUCUCUCGAAGGGAAAUGGCACUUCAUUGGCCAUGGCCAAACAAGCUUCCCAGCGCGUGUCUACGCCCAGCGAAGAAUGUCUCGACGCCCCACCCUACGCGCCGGGAUGCCGGACCCCGGGUCCAGAAACACAGCUAGCGAUCUUGUGCACGGACGGCGAUUUUAGGACACAUGGGAUGAGCAAAGCAGAUUACGGAGCCUAUGCUGACGAAUUACGGCGGCAAAGUCGAUGGUUAGGCGAGUCAUGGGCUCAUAUUCGAAUGCAAUGCGUGGGCUACGAUGUCCGACCGAAAUGGCGAGUCCCGGGACCGUUUACCGGGCAGACGGCGAACCCGAUGUUGAUUUUGGGAAAUACUCACGAUCCUGUUACGCCGAUCCGAAAUGCCCACACUAUGGCUUCUCGCUGGCCCGGCUCCGUCGUCUUAACAUCGGACUCGGAAGGCCACUGCAUGUUCAGCUCGCCCAAUCUGUGCAUGGCGCGAUAUAUCCGAAAGUACUUCCAGACUGGAGGAACACCACCCAAGGGCACAGUGUGCGAGGCCAACGAGAGGCCAUUCAUCGGAGUCACGAAGCCGCCAGAGGAGGGUGAAGAGGCGUUGCUCGAGCGGUUGCGGUCGGACGCGAGGAGAUAUUUUGAGUAA